This is a messenger RNA of Aspergillus heteromorphus CBS 117.55, 1331 nucleotides long. RefSeq lists its product as uncharacterized. The transcript has 2 exons. Bases 233 to 1054 code for a protein of 273 amino acids. NCBI's taxonomy places the organism in Eukaryota, Fungi, Ascomycota, Eurotiomycetes, Eurotiales, Aspergillaceae. The record is from RefSeq and is a predicted model, not a curated record.
CAAGUGAGGGGAGCUCAAGGCAGACUUGCCGUUCCAGAGCCCGCCGACUGCUUGUUCCUUCCGAUAUAUCUGAAUCGCUUGGUUUCAACGGUGGAUGCCCUCCUCCGUAUUUAACGGUCCAUCAGAUCGAGCAUAGAAUCCAUCCCCACCGCUCCGGAGCUGGGGAAAUCGGAUAUCCACCGGAUCCUUUCCAGGCUGGCGAUAAACCCUGCGAUCCCGCGAGCACGCCAUCAUGGAAUCCUCUGAUUUGACCGCACCACACGCCAGGGAGACCGGCGCUUCAUCUCCCACGCAUCGAUCUUCAUCUCCUCAUUCGUCUCACAAUGUGCCACGCCGCAUGUCUCCCCUCAGUGCAAAGCGUCAAUCGGUCACCGUGCCGGCCCACGGCCAAUCCCCGUCGGUCGACGAAGUCACCCCGAUCGUGAGCAACUCCGACACCUCUCGCCGAAAUUAUCACUCGACCGAUGGUUUGAGGAAUAGGGACUCGGCCUCCGGGAAUGGUCGUCCCGAAAACGCUUCCCAACAAGCCUCAGAUCCCCAGGCGGGCGCGGAGGACCCCCGCGACUCGUGGUACAGCCGCAUUGCCGAUAGGUACGGCAGUCUAGAACUGGAGAAUAAGGGCAGUGUUGCCCGAGAUCACCUCGCUCUGGAACGGACGUUUUUGGCAUGGCUGAGGACUUCGCUGGCCUUUGCAUCCAUUGGCAUCGCGGUGACCCAGCUGUUCCGCCUCAACAGCGCUUCAGCCGACGCAAAUACGGCAGAUUAUUCGUCGCUGUCGUCCCCAGUAUACGAUCCCGCGGCCAUCAGGUUGGCAUCCACUUCGUCUCGCCUCCGCAGUAUCGGCAAGCCGUUGGGCACCACCUUCAUCGGGGUUGCCGUUGUGAUCUUGCUCGUUGGAUUCCACCGUUACUUUGAGAGUCAGUACUGGAUCAUCAGGGGCAAGUUCCCAGCCAGCCGUGGCAGUGUUGCGUUGGUUGCGUUUGUCGCUUGCGCCUUGAUCGUAACCGCUUUUGUUGUUAUUCUCGCGAUCUCACCGGGCGCUGCCGAGUUAUAGGGUGAGUGGGAUUCAACGUUUCAUCUCCAGAGGAGAUUGUUUCGGGGCAUGAAACCGGAGAGGGGUUGCCUUUUCUCUGCUUACCCCUUGGGAUUCUCGGUUUUUUCUACGUUAAAGCGCGCGUCUGCAGAAAUUGGGGGUCCAGGGUAGAUGCCGUGCCCUCGUGUUACCUCGGAGCUUUUUUUUCUUGUAUAUAUCUAGAGUGAUUUAAAGGAGAUGGUUUCAUAGGACCAUAGCUAUCAACCGGGAAUGUGCAAUGCAAGGUAUUUAGCCGACC